Messenger RNA from Fraxinus pennsylvanica, 348 nucleotides. Lineage: Eukaryota; Viridiplantae; Streptophyta; Magnoliopsida; Lamiales; Oleaceae. The record is from the annotation of a GenBank genome assembly.
AUGGGUCAUAGUGUUAUGAAGCCCACUUUACGAGGCAUAACCUCCAAAAUAAUUCUUCUUGGCGCAGUUUAUUUUGUGGAUUCUGAAGCCUUGGAGCUUGUUAAGCAUUUGGGUAUAUCAAUGUCUUUGUCGAAAAAUCAAGACUCUUUCUGGUGUUAUCUGUUGCACAUUCUGAUGCAUUCUUUAUUAUUUGAAUUUUUUUCAUCAUUAUCCAAAAAUUUGGAGAAGCUUCAGGUAAUGGUCCCAUUUGAUUUUUAUGCUCAGCGUGUUGGAACUAUUGGUGUUGAAAAUGGUGUUGGGGAUACUGUUGGAGUGCCGAAUUUCUUUUGGGGAAGGAAGACAAAUUAA